GAGUCUCUUGGCGUGCCGUUCAAUCAUUGAGGAGUUCAGAUUUCCCCACGACUACGAAGGUUACUCCGAGUGAGUGAUAGUGAGCCAGAUGACUGAAAUGGAACCAAAUUAGUGAGCCCAUUUCGAUGCUGGAACCGUGUGUUUGACACAGCCAUGAAAUAGGCCCUGUGUGGUGGUGUUGCAGGUUUGGAUGUGUUAUUGCAGACGAGAGUCAAUAAUUGAUUGCUCUCCCUCAAAGAACACUCAGCCAGAUUCCAUCGGGCACGAUUUCUGCCCCAAGUCGAGUUGAUCUGGCCCCUUCGAUGAUUCGACGAUUCGACGAUUCAACGAAUUCAGUUCCUGAACUUGUUGAGUGCUUCUACGUUUCUUGGCGGCGAUAACUGAUGAUUUCCAGAUGGAGGAGGACUUCGUCUUACCACUUGGGGUAAACCUUGGAACAGAAGACGAAACAAGGUGGAACGCAAUAACAGCUGGGAACGACUUGGACACGAGGAAUAGGAGUUGUAGCAAUAGUGGAGGUGGUACUACAACUACAACAACAACAACUACUACUACUACUACUACUACUGCUACCGGUAGUUGUUUUUGUAAUAGUAGAUGUAGUACUAGAAGUUCGACGUGAAGAGACGGGAAAACUGGAAAUCAAGACAGAACUUUCAAGACUGGCCCAGACAUCCUCCUCAAGAUAAAUUGGCCAGCCUUUGUCAGUGAUAACUUUGGUGGAAUGAUUUUCAAUUACCACGCCAAUGAUUGAAUUUCAAACACCGGAAUAAAUUCGAAUAUCAUCAUCCCCGAGAAAGGACACGAACACACGAAUGAGCGAAGAGCGGUGUUGUGUCCCACAAAGAGUGUGCCACUGUGAGUUUGUGCGCGUGUGAGAUCAUGGGUUUUCAAGACGAACAGAGAAGGGAUUCUCAAAUGACUACUUACUUCAUGUUCCUGCUGCCCAUGACUGAAUAAGGACCAUUUCUCACCGCCCACCCCCAAGCAAGGGCCCUGAGAGGCCAGAGCCAUGGCCACGUGGCUCUUCAUAGGUUCACAACCAAGAUCCGUCUCAGACGUGGCCAGUUCCAGUGCCACCACUCCUACAUUAAAGACAACCACGACCUCCACAGCUGCCACCCAAACGAGUCCGAAUCAAAAGUCGAAGAAGAAGGAACGAUGGCUCGUCACCAGAAAGACUUGGCGGUACAUGGCGGAUGCCGGAAAACUUUUGAUCCCGGAGGCCCUGAGGAAAGGCAAGGAUUUGAAAGCUUACUCCCUGGAGGAGAUGAAGGAGCUAGAUGACCAUUACCAAAGGAUCUGUGAUCAAUUGCAAGAAUUUGUGAUCUGGGAGGGUCCUUUAGAGGACGUUAGAAUUUUAUUAGCCAAAAAUCGGAUCAUUAGUGGGGCCAAGAUAUUGGCCCAACAAGACGAGGACGAAGUGAUACGCCUUCAAUUGUUACGGGAAGAAGAAGAGGAUGAGAUUUUCAAGACUAUUAUACCGACUUCCUCGGCCAAUCUCACAGAUCCCGGUUCCAACAACAGACCUUUCGUACCUCUGGGACCGGGAGCCGCCCUCAAUAGUCAGCCCACCUUUGCCCCGACCAAUAUCCCGACUGGAACCCAUUUUCAUCGAACUAAAGGGGCCAGACGUGCGGGAUCGGCCAACAGACGGAGAUCAUCCGGGUCGAAGAUGGUGACUUCAAGUGCUUCCACUUAUGGAUCCAAUAGCUCCAGUUCCACUGGCCAUUUUGGGGGAGGUGGUCAUAAUGCAGAUGGAGGGAUGGGAAAGGCUCAUAAGAGUAAAGGCGGCUUUUUCCCCUCCCCUUACGGCACGGGGAUGUCUGGAACCGAUUUACCACCGUUCGCUCCAUCUCAAGACCACUCUGGUCCUGCACACCAGUCAAACCAUUCUAGCAACUCGUCGAGAUCUCUGGCUUGUACUGGUCUUGGCUCCAGCUCGGGGGAGUUGAAUAAAGCUCAGCCCCAGGAUCAAACAUCCACUACAAAACACCCGCAAGAUUCCAAGUUGCGAAUCAUGCUUCCGGCCGGAGAAAAGGCUCCCGACGGAUUCACCCAAGUUGGGAAGCGAUUUCUUCCCAUUGGAGAUGGGCCCAAUUAUACGCCACCCUCUUCUGACUCCCUUCUUCAACUGCCUUCUGGGUUGACUCUUCAGGAACUACCAGCAUCCUAUGCCACCGACGACGAUCGGGAAUGGUACUUGGCCAACUACAGCAAUCGGAGAAGAGACUCCUCGGCCAAUGAUUCCGGCGUGCUCAGUCCAUCCAGUCCAGAUGACCUCUUUCUCGAGCAGAGAUUGGCCGAGAUAUAUGGUGAGACAGAUAUGUUCCUUGAAGAGGACUUUGAGCAUCCUCAAAAUGAAUCUGGUAUUGGAUCCGGGGCUGACUCCGUGGGCCGAUCUUCUUUCCGAGGCGAACGAAGACCGCGAAUGGUGAACGUCGCUAUGCAAACUGAACCAUUGCCUGAAGAGUAUUAUCGUCUGGUUGAAGAGGAACGGAGGCAAAAGGAAGAGGAGGAGCGAUUGGCACGCGAGGCCGAGGAAAAGGCCCAAAGAGAGUUGGACGAGGAGGAAGCCAAUAUGAUGGGGGAUUCAGUGAUGCGGUACCUGAAAAUGGUCCGACGAAAUUCCAAAUCGAAUGACCACAAAAAGGCCAACCGCUUCCGAUCCAUGAACUACGACCCCACUCUGAGAAACAUCAAGGCCAAGUAUUUAUAUAAAGAAGACUACAUUGAGGGCAUGAAGCAUUGCGAAACCCAAGCUGGAGAUCCCAUGGUGUACCUCUUGAAGCGGAUCAAAACCCCAGUGGAUCCAACUCCUGAUGCCCAACGAAAACUCUCCCACGCCAUGAGUGACUUCUCGGACUCCCUUGGGUCUCCAUCUCGGAGGCUGUCUCUCCCAGUUCCAGAUGAACCAUUGCUUCCGGGCACUGAUGGCGAAAAGGACUUCUUUUCCCAUUUGUAUAGCGGAGACCUGUCCUCCCUUGAGAGUGGGAACGUCCCUGAAGACUACUACAAUUAUUUAGAGAGCUGGUACAAGUCUCAACGUGGCAUUCAGCCCACUGUGCCCGCUGGCAUGGAUAGUGCCAUUUCCAGGUCUUUCAGUAGCCGUAGUAAAAGUGGGACCGCUGUGAUAAGAAGCCGGGGUAGUAAAAAAGUGAUCACCGCCAGGACUCGAGUGUCCCGACCCUCUUCGCAACAUUCCCAACAAUCCCACCAACAACAGACCUAUGGCGGCCGGAGUCGAAAUCAAAGUGUCGACUCGCAAACGCAUCCAGAUGACAUGCAGCACACCGGGAUCUUCAUCCCGGUUAGUGCACUUCAGAAUCUCAGGUCCUCAAUGCCCUCACUUGCAUCCUCGUCAAUUGGAGGUACGGCUGGUGGCGGUGGCAAUAGCGGCGCCCAUGGUGUUGGUGGAGGGUUGGGCUUGGCUGGCACGCCAUCCUCCACGCCCAGUGUCUCUAGAAGUAACUCGAACUUGUCCAAAAGUUCUUCAUUCCUCGCAUCUGUGAUAUCAUCCAAGCCAUUUGCCGGCUUGGGUAACAUGGGAUUGUCCGGGGCUGGACUGGGCGGGGUCAGCACCAGUGCUAGUGGCUCUGCCAAAAUCCUGUCCAAGAAGCUUUGGAAACCCCGCUCGAAAAGCCAAAGCCGACCUAGUAUUACGAAGAGUCCAUCUUGGACCCCUCAGUCCAAUUGCCGGUGGCAUCACGUGACCAAUCGAGAGGUCACCUUGGAGCCCACCAACCUCUUGCUCCUUCACGAUUUUGAGCGGGCGGCCUUGCAACGGGUGGCGCUCCAGAAGUUGAACAAAUCUGAUCUCGGGACAACCAUACGCAUUCCAAAAGAACCAAGUGAUAAGGGCGAUUCCAAGCAAAAGAAGAGAGGUUAUCUGUUAACGAAACGCAUUUUAAGAAAAGAGAAAGACCAAAAGGCUUCAAACAAUCCUAGCAAUCCUAAUCCGGCGGUUUUUGGCGUUCCACUAAACCAAUGUGUCGAGUUGGCUGCCAAUCGCAAACGAUCCACAGCCAGUGACAUACCAAGUACUGACGAGCUUCACGUGCCAACACCAACCACAUCACCACCUUCUGGAAGAAGUGAAAGUAGGACCAGCAUUGGAUCUUUAGCUGGAACUGGCGGCAUUGGAUUUGGCCCGGGAACCGCAUCCGACACUCGGAUUUCCUCACCCAUACAAUCGGCAGGCUCGUGCGAGAGUUUGAAUAACCUGGACUUCAGAAGGUCCAGUUUGGGACGGUCUCAGUGCUCCGCUCUCGAUGCUCUCUCGUUUGCAUCAUGUUUCGAGCGAUUGGACCAGGAUGAGAACCCAGGACCUUUUCCCAAUGUUCCAGCCAUCGUUCUGCAAUGUAUCCGACAUUUGGAAAUUCAUGGAUUAAGGACUGUGGGUAUUUUUAGAGUCUCCUCGAGCAAGAAGAGAGUCAGACAGCUCCGCGAAGAAUUUGACAACGGAGGUGACAUUAUCUUCAACGAGGAUAUUGCCGUCCACGAUGUGGCCACGUUGCUGAAGGAGUUCUUCCGCGAUCUACCCGACGCUAUCAUCCCCAAGGAACUUCACACCGGUCUCCUCGCUAUUCAAAAACUGUCCAGUGCCCAAGAGCAAACUUUGGCUUUGCAACGUCUCACUCAACUCUUGCCCAGCGUCAACCGCGAUACCCUCUUCAUCCUCCUGCAGUUCUUGGGUUUGGUCGCCGAAAACUCCGAAGACCGCGCAGCAGCCGAUGGCACGGUUGAAACGGGCAAUAAGAUGGACACUUCGAAUCUGGCUACGCUCUUUGCGCCCAAUCUGUUGCACACGUUCUCUGACGAGCCCUCGCCUUCCAAUGUGUCGGGCAAGACCUCGUUCUCUCCAUCGGCCAUCAUCGCGUCCAUUCCGGCCAAGCAGACUCCCGAGCGUAUGGAAUAUGUCACAGCGGUGCGACUCUUGAUCGAGAAACGCGACCAGAUCUUCGAACUCCCCGCAGAAGAGCUCAAUGACGCUUAUCACUCGCUUUUGGAAACGCUCCCCGAGGUUCACGAUGCGCUACUGAAGCGACGAAGCGCUUUGGCUGGACAAGAGAUCUUGGAAGAAGAUGACGAGGAGUACGAGAGCCCUAACGACAGAGUGGCCCAUUUGCAUUCCGAUGUGGGAGGCUUGCGUCGCCUUGACUCGUCGUCCGCCACAGACCACCCGCCACUCGCGUCCCAUUUGAGUCGACAAGAUGGCUCUAUUCGAUUCCGCCAACGCUCCAGACGAGAAGGCUCCGAGGGCUCUGAAGGCGGAGGAUCGACCAGUUCUUGGUUGCGUUUACGCGAUCGCUCCGAGCACUCCGAUGGUGGAGCCUCAUCCACCGAGAACUCACGAUGGUCGGGACUGCGGAACCGCCAACGCGAUCGCAGUCGGAGUUCGGUUCACGAGAUUCGACCGCCUUCCGCCGAGGGAACUUUGAAGUUUAAUUUGCCCAAGCGGUCGGGCAAUUUUAGUCCAGAUAAAGACGGCCAAUUGUCACCCACUUAUAAUGCGAAUGAGCCACCGAAACGGAAUGCGGGUAGCGGGCGUGGCAUUGAAUCCGUGGUGUAUAGUCCCGCGUCGUCAACACGAGGCACGCCUAGCUCGGAGAUUUUCUUUGGAUCCGGCAACACCACUCCGAGUUUGCUGGCUUCACCCCCGCCUCACCAAUCCACCUUCAGCACGCCCACAUGCUCGCCACCCAUGUCCCCGCCUCCUCUCCAACACUUGGGGCACUCCAUGGCUCGUACUUCCGGAGGCGAUCCCCUUGUACUCCAACCAGUCCCACCCGCCAAAGCCAAAGGCUCUGCCAAUGUGAGGGCUAAAAGCGAGGUGCUGGAAGCUCCACGUUUGAGCGAUAUUGAGUCUGAAUCGGCCACACCCAGAGCCACGCCCUCGAGGGAGCCCAAGAAAUAUGUUCGGAAGCGUUAUACGGACAGCCGGCAUCCUACGAAAGAACUGCCGGAUGUGCGAUUGGAAGUUCCCGAGUAGACAUUUAUGAACUCUUGAGGAGUCUCCAAAGUGAACAUCAAUGUCCACCAAUUUCAUACUAAUUCUUCUGUUUCUGUCACUUCUAGUAGGACCGACAUCAUGCAACAAGACUUUGAAUAAACUUCAGUUAUAUUCUAUUUGCUUUUUCUGAGCGACA
Messenger RNA from Tigriopus californicus, 6149 nucleotides. RefSeq lists its product as uncharacterized. The record is from RefSeq and is a predicted model, not a curated record. The coding region runs from base 1013 to 5992 and encodes 1659 amino acids. NCBI's taxonomy places the organism in Eukaryota, Metazoa, Arthropoda, Copepoda, Harpacticoida, Harpacticidae. Gene Ontology annotation, biological process: signal transduction. The transcript has 11 exons.